Paramecium primaurelia is the source of this 603-nucleotide messenger RNA. NCBI's taxonomy places the organism in Eukaryota, Ciliophora, Oligohymenophorea, Peniculida, Parameciidae. The record is from the annotation of a GenBank genome assembly.
AUGUAAAAAGUAUAGAUUAUUUUUAUUAAUUCAGAACGAUUAUGGUUUUGGUGGGGAUGAAAAAGUGAAGAAAAUUGAUAAUGAACAUUAUGAUGAGACGAUUGAAUUGGAAGAUGGAGAAAUUGGUAGUGGUGAAGAAGAUGAAGAUUAAUGUAACGUUUUUACCUACUAUUCUAUUAGAUUAAGCUGGUGCUAGAGGAGCCCAAUAAGCUGAACAAAGUGUAGGGUUUUAAGAAGGAAAGGUUCCUUUACCUGCUGGUGCUUACAAUUCAAAUGAUUAUUCAAAUUUAUAAGUAGGUGCAGAAGUCAAAUAAUUGUUUGAGGUAUUUCUAUUUUUAAUUUAAGUUACAAUAUAUGUCUGCAUCAAAAUAAAAUUCUAUAUUUCAUCUAUACAAAGCUCCUUAAAUGGUUUUGGAUGCAAAAUUAAAACCAUUUAUUCCAGAUUAUGUAACUGCUAUAGGUGAAGUUGAUGCGCACAUAAAAAUACCAAGACCUGAUGGCUAACCUGAGACACUUGGUUUGUUACAUUAGUAAUCUAUCUAUAUAAUUUUAAGGAUGAACCUACUCUUAAUCAAUCUAAAAAGGCUAAAUUAGAUUUAUUGA